Phymastichus coffea is the source of this 2586-nucleotide messenger RNA. RefSeq names its product protein AF-10 (gene Alh). NCBI's taxonomy places the organism in Eukaryota, Metazoa, Arthropoda, Insecta, Hymenoptera, Eulophidae. The coding region runs from base 387 to 1379 and encodes 330 amino acids. The record is from RefSeq and is a predicted model, not a curated record. The transcript has 4 exons.
UGUCCCGUGGAAGAGCUCCGCGAACCUGAGUGUAUAUCUGUCGUUGGCCCUCCGUUCUCUUGCAAAAGAAUUUUUUUUUCUCAUCGCGGACGUUGUUUGGUAACCGCGUCUACAACACAGUGUUACAAGCAAAUCAUUUAGAAUAAAAGAGGAACCAUUAAUCGAACGGAUGUUGAGGAUUUGACAAAGGAUUUUAUGAACCACAGGUGCGUUCUCGUUUGUAAAUAAUGAGAUCAAUUUUCAUCUUUCGUUAGAGCAAAGUUUUUCAAGUGAAGAAACAAUCUAAGGCGAAUUGCUAAUCCGCAGCAAAGCAGAUCGUCGUCGUCCACACAGACGCAUUAUUAUCUUUCGUUCCCGUGCAAGCAUCCUGACAAGCAGAUAUUUAAAUGCGAUCUAGCUUUAGUGACAACAUGGGGCCAACCGUCAAGGAUUCUCCUCCAAGUAGCCCUGGCUCGGAAAGUAUGAGUAGUGCUACGUCGGGUCGACGGAAAAGACGAACGAACGAGAGCAGCUCGUCGACUUCAACGUCUCAGAGUUUCUCACACUCGACACAGUAUACACCAAUGGAACCUAAGUACCAACCAAAAGAGGAAAAAGAGUCAAAACUCUUUGACAACGGAGUGAACGCACCUCACAUGUUGGGAAAUCAAUUGAAUCCCAAUUCGUCAAUGGCACAGAAAAUGACUGACACACUCAAUCAGGAAAUGAAGGCACACUCGAUUUUUACCGAAGCCGGUAAUUCGAGCAUGAACAACUUAGUUGGACCACCUCUGCACAGUCGUGUCAUCGCCUCAGCCAAAGCAAGUCAGAAUGCCACUGUGGCGCAGUUCUCGACGAAUUUCUCAGCAAACAAUGCCGCUAGUACUUCCACUAACAGUGGAGUAUUGGGUAGUGGUACAAUCCCACAAACUUUAGAUCAAUUGCUGGAGAGACAAUGGGAGCAAGGCAGUCAGUUUUUGAUGGAUCAAGCGCAACAUUUCGAUAUUGCAUCUCUGCUGUCGUGUCUUCAUCAAUUGAGAGCUGAGAAUUUAAGACUUGAAGAAAAUGUAAAUAGUUUACUGCAGAGGAGGGAUCAUUUGCUUGCUGUUAAUGCCAGGCUAGCAAUACCACUAACCUCGCCAUCAAAUAACAGUGGCCAUGCGAAUGUGGUUGAGAACGGAAUGCCGCCAAGCUCAUCCGCUGAAGUAGCAAAUCAUCCGCAAUUCGCUCAUAGGCCGUCAUCAGUGAAUCCUCCACAGCAAAGUACGACGAUUCGGCAUGCAUCAGGUGCCAGUAAUUAUCAGAGUCAAUCGAGCAAUUUGAUUGCUCAAAAUAAUUCAAAUAAUUCGAACUUGAUUAGAAAUGCGUCGGUUGACAUGAUGCGAAAUAUCCAAAGAUAAACGGUUUUUUUCCUUUUCUAUUUUAAUUUUUAUAACUGUAAAAGUAAUUUAGAUUGUUAAUAAUGUAUUGUAAGGAAACUUUUAUUUUAAUUAGUAAGUAGGUUCGCGACAACUGCCUUUUUUUAUCCUGUCAGUUAUUAUUUAUAGUGUAACAUUUUCUAUAUUGAAUUAUAUAAAUUUUUGUGUUUUAGAAUUAGAUAUGAUAAUUUUUUAAAUAAUUUACAGAAUAAAAUUAUAAAUAUGUAUAGAAGUCUUAUUAAAUUAUGAUAUCUUUUCAGCUGCUACUUUGAAACUAAAUUUAUGAGACUGUAAUUUGAUGGCUAAGUUGUAAGUUCAAACAUUGAAAUAUUAGGCGAUUUCUGAUUUUGAUACUUAGGUAAUUGUAUCGAUCUGGUGUAUGCUCCAGUGUACAUUCAGUUUAUGCAUUACAUUGACUUGUAAAGGUAGCAGUAAAAGAGAUAUUGUCAAACGCAAGGACAUACCGUAAGAACCGAACUCUCGACAAUUAGCAAAUUAUACUUGAAUUUAUAUGGAAUCUGUAUGUAAAAGUAUUUUAUAUGAAGCAUUUAUUUUUUGAUUUUUUUUAGUUCACCGAUUGUCAUUAAAAAAUAUAAUUUUAAUUUUAAGAACAUUUACAAAAUCUAUAUUUUAGUUGCACUCUAUCAACAUACUUGAUUUGAAAUGCAUUUGCAAUAGAUGUUCCGACAUAUGGAUUACUUAUUCGUCGACCUUAAUUAAAAAAUGAGAGUAAGAUUUAUUUAUUUUGUAUUAAAUUUUAUUAAAAUCAAACAAUUAAUAUAUAUUCUUAACUAUACCCAUUUUUUUUGUGAUUGUUUCUCGUCUGUUUGCAACGAAAGUGAGAUAUAUUUGGAAACAUUUAUUAGUUCAUUUUAAAAAUUGAUUAUUGAACUUUUAAGAUUCAUUAUAUGAGUGACACGUAACAAUCAAAAAUAGUUAAACUAUCAGUAAGUCUUACUCAUAAUAAAAAUUAUAUGAAACAUGUACAGCAGAAAUAAUAAUUGGAAAAGUAAUUUUUCUAUCAGUUUGAAAAUUCUUUGAAUUAUUUAGAUAGCAAAAAUUAGUAGUACUGCAAAAAUAAUUGAAAGAGAAAUAUGUGAAUGUAGAAUACUUCAUGUCAUUAAUGUUCAAAAGUGUAUUUGAGAAAAACCUUUUUUUAGCUGAAAAUGAAUUAAUAAAAAAAUUUCUU